AUGGAUCAUAGAAACGAAAAAUUUUUAUAUUUCCAUAUUCCUUUUAUUCUUAAUUGCAUUAUUUAUUUCUGGUUUGGUUACAGUGUUUUUUUUAUAAUUUUUGGAAAUUCUGGAAUUUUGGGUGAUAGUCGAGUGAAACGUCCCAUGAAUGCAUUUAUGGUAUGGUCUCGCGGACAACGUCGAAAAAUGGCACAAGAGAAUCCAAAAAUGCACAACUCAGAAAUUUCUAAACGUUUGGGACAGGAAUGGAAAUUACUGAAUGAAUCAGAAAAACGGCCAUUUAUCGAUGAAGCCAAACGUCUUCGAGCAAUUCAUAUGAAAGAGCAUCCAGAUUACAAAUAUCGUCCAAGGAGAAAAACGAAAAAUUUACCAAAAAAGAAUGGUCUAGCAAUGUCAGCCAGUACAUUCCUGGAUCCAAUCAAAACUCAAAAUAUUUACCAGCCAAUGACAACCGGCUGGCAACAGCCGAUCAAUUCCGUUUCCACCUCACCAUAUUUCGAUUCCUAUUCUUUAUAUGACCGUACAGGUUACGAGAAUAUGAUCGGAAUGCCAUAUUCGUUAAGCAGUACAACAUCACCAGCUUCACAUUACUCGAAGUCACCUAGUUGUUCACUAGCUGCUGCAGCUGCUCAACAACAGCAACAUUACAGCAGUGCUGCAGGUGUCUCGUUAGCAGUGAAACCUGAAACAUCAUCUGAUGGUGCCACUAACACGGGAACAAGUAACGGUGAAUCACCAGAUUCUGGGGUAGCAGCUGCAACAACUGAAUCUCCCCUAACUUCACAAUUUCGUGCCUUCUACGAACCUCACAAAGAAUCUUCUUCAGCGUCUGCUUCAGCCGCAGCAGCAGCAGCGGCAACCAUGAACAUGUACAUGCCACAGGACCCUCGGUUACAGUAUGUCGCGCUUAAUGGUACCAUGGAAGAACAUAUGACAUUGCCACUGCAACAUAUGCAAUCCAUGUGA
Brugia pahangi is the source of this 966-nucleotide messenger RNA. NCBI's taxonomy places the organism in Eukaryota, Metazoa, Nematoda, Chromadorea, Rhabditida, Onchocercidae. The record is from the annotation of a GenBank genome assembly.